Messenger RNA from Xenopus tropicalis (tropical clawed frog), 2646 nucleotides. It is a transcript of the gene jmy, whose product is annotated as junction mediating and regulatory protein, p53 cofactor. The record is from RefSeq and is marked provisional. Gene Ontology annotation, cellular component: autophagosome membrane; endomembrane system; cytoplasmic vesicle. Gene Ontology annotation, molecular function: actin binding. NCBI's taxonomy places the organism in Eukaryota, Metazoa, Chordata, Amphibia, Anura, Pipidae.
AAUGCCGCAGCGGUAAGAGAAGGGGGAUACCGGGAGCCAUGUCUUUCAACCUGGAGGAUACGCUGGAGUCGGACUGGGUCGCUGUUCGGCCUAAUGUGUUCGAGGAAAAGGAGAGGCGCAAGUUCGUGUUUAUUGUGGCCUGGAAUGAGGUGGAAGGCAAGUUCGCCAUCACCUGCCACAACCGGACAGCGCAAAGGCAGCGGAGCGCAGACAAGGCGGGGGGUCGGAGCCCGGCCCGGCAACAACAGCGGGACAGUCCCGCACAGAGCCCCGCAAGGAAAGCCCGUGAGGAGCCGGAGGAGGGGGAGGAAGAGGAGUGCAGCUGGGCCGGACUCUUCUCCUUCCAGGACCUGCGGGCCGUCCAUCAGCAGCUCUGCUCAGUCAGCAGCGAACUGGAGCCCUGCCUGCCCACCUUCCCUGAGGAGCCCUCCGGCGUCUGGUCCGUACUGUUCGGGCCCUCGGAGCUAAGCGAGGCUGAGGUGGAGGAUCUGGGCCGCCAGCUGCGCCUCUACCUGGGCCAUGCGCUGGACACUAGCGGCUGGAAGAUCCUCUCCCAAGUGCUCUUUGCUGAUAGCGAUGACCCGGAGGAGUAUUACCAGAGCCUGAGCGAACUGCGCCACAAGGGCUACGAGGAGGGGCUCCAGCGGGCCCGCAAGAGACUCCAAGAGUUGUUAGAAAAGCACAAAACCACAGAAGUGAUGGUGGACUUAUUGGACUUGUACCAGCUGGAGGAUGAAGCCUACAGUAAUGUUGUAGAAGCAACCACCGAACUGUACCAGUACCUGCUGCAGCCAUUCAGAGAUAUGAGGGAGCUGGCAAUGCUGAGGAGACAGCAGAUUAAGAUCUCAAUUGAGAAUGAUUACUUGGGUCCAAGACGGAUAGAGAGCCUUAAAAAGGAAGAUGCCGACUGGCAAAAGAAAGCUCAUAUGGCAGUUCUUUCAAUUCAAGAUCUAACCGUCAAAUACUUUGAAAUAACAGCUAGAGCUCAGAAAGCUGUGUUCGAUCGGAUGCGAGGAGACCAAAAAAAGUUUGGAAAGACAGCCUGGGCUGCAGCAGUUGAGCGUGUGGAAAAGCUACAGUAUGGUGUUGCUAAAGAAACCUUGCAACUGAUGCGAGCAAAGGAAAUCUGUUUAGAGCAAAAGAAGCAUGCCCUAAAAGACCAGAUGCAGAGCUUGCAGGGCGGAACAGAGGCUAUAGCCGUGCUAGAUGAAUUAGAAGCUGACUAUUACGAUCACCAGCUCCAGUUAUAUGAAGUGCAGUUUGAGAUCCUGAAGUGUGAAGAGCUGCUGCUAACUGCCCAAUUGGAAAGCAUUAAAAGACAGAUAUCAGAGAAAACAGAUGAAGUGGUUUAUUAUGAUACAUAUGAAAGUAUGGAGGCAAUGCUGGCAACUGAAGAUAUGGCAGCUUCUAUCCAUAUACAAAGGGUAGAGUUGCAAAAGCUUCAGCAGAAAGUGCGUCAGCUUGAAGCCAAGCGUGGCCGCAUUUCCGCCAAGAAAGCCUACCUCAGAAAUAAAAAGGAAAUUUGCAUUGCAAAACACAGUGAAAAGAUCCAGCAACGACUUCAUAGCGAUGAGGGAUACAGAGCUGCACAGCUAAAGCAAGAAAAGCAGGAAGAUGAAGAGGAGCGUAAAAGCACUUGGGUUAGUCAAGAGCGUCAGAAAACUCUGGACAGGCUGCGCACCUUUAAACAGCGCCAUCCUGGACAAGUAGUACUUAAAUCGACACGGCUGCGUUUCUCUCACGAAAGGAGGAGAAGUACAAUACGGACGACCUCCUCUACUGAUGCACCACAGUCCCUUUCUGUUAGUAUUCAGACGCAAGGAUUAUCAGACCUAGGAGACACUGAAGUGUUACAACCCAUUAAGACCCAGAAGCCAGAAACCACAACACAGCUUGAAGACAGUUCAUUACCUCCUAAUGCCAUUACCUCUGAAUUGCCUCUAAUGACUUCUCUCCCCACUUUUACCCAUGAAAAACUUGAACCGGAAAUCAGUACUUUACAGCCAAGCUCCUUGCCUGCGUCACCUCCUCCUCCUCCUCCUCCACUGCCGCCGCCUCCUCCACCUCCACUACCCCCUUCUAAGCAAGAUACUGACACAUUAGAAAUAAGAGUUAUUCAUGUAAAGAAGGAGACUGAGGAAAAGGACGGUGCUAAGCCUGUAUCUGGCCCAUUGGCACAGUUAUUUGACAGCAGUCAGCUUCUCAAUGCAAGGAAGAGACUGAAGAAAACAGGGGCAUUGGAGGGCAUUCAAAGAAGGAGAGUGAGCUCACCUAUGGAUGAAGUUCUAGCUUCCCUAAAACGUGGGAGUUUUCACCUGAAGAAAGUGGAGCAGAGAGCAUUACCACCUUUUCCUGACGAGGACGAAAGCAAUAACAUUUUGGCUCAAAUCAGAAAGGGGGUUAAACUGAAGAAAGUACAGAAAGAGGCUUUAAGAGAAUCAUUCACUCUUCUCCCUGAUACUGACCCACUAACUCGCAGCAUUCAUGAAGCACUGAGGCGCAUAAAGGAAGCAUCUCCGGAAUCAGAGGAUGAAGAGGAGAGUUUGCCUUGCACAGACUGGGAGAACUAAUCGGUGAAUCAAGCCAACCACUGGGGCAUGGAGAUUGUGGGGGAGCAGAUCUGCACAGCAGAUGGAAAGCAAAAAA